UGCGGCGGCCAGGAGUAUGAGAAAGUUGUAUUUCUCUGUUAGUAAACAGUAAACAGAGUUUUCAUUCAUUUACGGAGAGGUUCUCUGGUUCUUUCGAGAAAUAUAAUUUCUUAAAACGAUACGUGCUUCUUCAAAUACCGUUAUUUCGAUUGAUCUCCGAAGUACGAGAGGUUAUCCUUCCUAACAAUUAACAAUGGAGCAGAACUCGUCUAGUGAGAAUGAAGAAGCAGAUGAACGUGAACGUCCUCCUAAGCAGAUCAGAAAGGAGUGGUUAAAGCAUGGACAGGUACCACGAUCUACGUUGCAGAGAUGGGAAAAACAGGCUAGAGAGCAACAUAGUGUAGCUAGCGGAUCAACAUCUGAUAGCAGCACUAGCAGCGGUGAUGACAGAAACAGCAACGAAGGACAUGAAUCUGAUCAUGGUGAACAGAAUUAUGGGGAAGAUGGAGUUGAAGGUGAUGAUGAUGCUGCUGAUGAUGGUGGUGAUGAUGGUGGUGAUGAUGAUGGUGAUGAUGGUGGUGAUGAUGGUGGUGAUGAUGGUGAUGAUGGUGAUGGUGACGAUGGCGGUGAUGAUGACGAUGACGGUGAUGGUGGCAAUGGAGGUGACAUUAACGAAAACAUUGGAAAUGAGGAAAAUUUUGAGUUCAUGCCGGAGUUGUUGUUUACACGAUCACCACAUACUGCUGGGCAAGCAGUAAUACAAGUACUUCAGCUGUAUUCAAAGCACGCCAUUACAAAAAGUUGUCUUCGAGAUUUGAUCAAACUAAUUCACAACUUGUUACCACGGGGAAAUACUUUCCCAAGUACGUAUUACUUUCUACAAAAUAAUAUUGCUCGUUUCAUCCCUCCUGCAUCCUCUGUGGAACAUGUGGCAUGUGGAUUCUGUGGCUUUUAUCUGGGAAAGUUGAGCAACAUCCUGCCUGGUCCAUGUCAACUUUGUGGUAGAGUGGAGAGGGUGAAGUUUCAUGAAUUUUCACUUGGAGUUCUUAUUAAGUACUUAUUUGAGAAAAGAGGAUUAUCUGAUGCAAUUGACGCGCAUGAAAAUGGACCUCAAUCAGAUGUGAGUAACAGUGAAGAAUACUUACGGCUCAAGGACCAAUAUCCAGGACGUUAUGAUUUAAUUCUUUUGUGGAACACAGAUGGUGUUAAAGUUAGGAGAAGUGGCCCAGCAUCCCUUUGGGAAUUGUCAAUAACCAUCUGUAAUGUACCUCCUCAAGUGAGAAACAAAUUCACAACUGUUGUAGGAUUAUGGUAUGCUGACAAGAAACCUAAACUGACAACAUUUCUUACUCCCUUCAUUGCAAGCCUCUCACAACUUGAACAGAAUGGUGUCAGGUGGACUCACCCAAGAACUGGAGAGGCACAUAUCAGUCAAGUUGUUGCUCCAGCUGUCAGUGUUGAUGCUCCUGUGAGAGGAGAGCUCCAGAACAUUAUGCAACAUGAUGGAGAAUUUUCUUGCCACAAUUGUGAAAUUGAAGGAGAUGAACUGAUAUUAGGUCCCAGAUCACGAAAAAGAAUAUAUCCUGUACCUGAUGAACCUUGCCCACUACGGACCAAGGAAUCUAUGAGGCUCCAAGCCGAUAGAGCAGAGGCUGAAAAUGUAAUAGUUAAGGGAGUGAAAGGGACUUCAUUGUUAGAAUCAAUUCCUACUUGUGACACAGAAAAAUCAAUCAUUUUGGAUUAUCUUCAUUUGGUGCUGCUGGGCGUUGUGCGACAGUUCUUUAAACUUUGGUUCACUGGUGCUGGCACUGAUUGGUAUAUCGGGCGCAGAAAGAGAUUGGUGACAUUAUUUCUGAAAGAACUUCGAAGAACCUAUGAGGUGUGUCGCUGUCCAUCAGAUGUCAGUCAAUGGAAGCUUUACAAAGGCUCGACCUGGAGGACAUGGCUGCUUUUCGUGUCUCUUCCAGCUCUUAAGCCAUUUUUAAAGGACAAGUACUUUCAACAUUGGAUGCUUUUGGUCCUAGGAAUGUCAAUUCUCCUGCAAGAGUCAAUAUCAGCACAAGACCUAGAUCUAGCCGAUCACUUGUUGUCAUUGUUUGUUUGUGAUACACAAGAACUUUAUGGAUAUUCCGCCAUGACCUAUAAUCUACAUUGUCUGUCCCAUCUUGUGCUGGUUACAAGAAGGUGGGGUGCACCAUGGUCUGUGUCAGCAUUUAAAUUUGAAAAUCUAAAUGGUGUUCUCAGUAGACUUAUCCAUGGGACUAUCCACAUCACCACAGAGCUAACAAAUACUCUGAACAUAAUUACUGCUACAAACAGUAUAGACUAUCUUAUGAACGAAGCUCAGAACAUUCGAAGGGACCCAAGAGUAAGCAUGCUCUCACCAGUGCAUGGCAUCAUUUUAACAGAUGCUGAGAGACUUGCACUAGUGGAAACUUUGGCUGAUAUUGAUGAUGUACGGUAUUUCAGUCGUGCUAAGAUUGCAGGAAUGAUUUUUACAUCUUCAAUGUAUUCUGCGGAGAGAGCAACAGACAAUAAGCACAUAUGUUAUGAGAUGAGGAGAGAAGAGCAUUUUGGUAUUGUCCAGUUUUAUGUGAGAAAAGGACAAGAAUUGUAUGCACUGGUAAAGAAAUUAGUAGUUGAACCUGAUCGACAUUUCCAGCACACAGAGACUCAAUUAAUUGUGAAUCAUAUUAAACCUGUACAAAUAACUGAUGUGCUCACAGUUAUCCGUCUUUCGAGCAUUUCUUGUAAAGUAUUCAGAAUUGGUGAAUAUGUUUGUAAAGAGUUAAAUCGAUAUGAACAUGCCUUGUAAUGUAAUUCACUUUAUUUACUCAAUUUCUGUAAUUAGAAAGACUAUCUUACUGUCAUUUGAAAAUUUUGUACUUUUCUUUCCUCAGCUACUCUAAGUAAAAUUUCAUCCAUUACUCAUUUAAUUAAAGUGAAUUUUAGCACUUGCCAAAUUUGAUACAACCUGUA
Messenger RNA from Frankliniella occidentalis (western flower thrips), 2919 nucleotides. RefSeq lists its product as uncharacterized. The coding region runs from base 194 to 2755 and encodes 853 amino acids. Lineage: Eukaryota; Metazoa; Arthropoda; Insecta; Thysanoptera; Thripidae. The record is from RefSeq and is a predicted model, not a curated record. The transcript is spliced from 3 exons.